Messenger RNA from Actinia tenebrosa (Australian red waratah sea anemone), 738 nucleotides. RefSeq lists its product as uncharacterized. Gene Ontology annotation, molecular function: RNA polymerase II cis-regulatory region sequence-specific DNA binding; DNA-binding transcription factor activity, RNA polymerase II-specific. Gene Ontology annotation, biological process: regulation of DNA-templated transcription. Lineage: Eukaryota; Metazoa; Cnidaria; Anthozoa; Actiniaria; Actiniidae. The record is from RefSeq and is a predicted model, not a curated record.
UGAGCUGGGUGUAUUUUUUCAUGAAUGUAGUAACAUUCUUUUUUGAAUUUUUCUGCGGGUAGAAUUAGGGAAUUAAUUCGCUUGAAACACUUCAAUGCUAGAAAGCACAUCCACCUGCAACUAGGCGCCAGUUCUUUAGAGUCUCAUCUCGUCUAUCGGUUUCACUGCUACGCAUCAAAUAUUUACUAGAACAAUUGACAUGCAUGUCAUGUUCCUGGUGGUAAACUAAGAARCGAUAGUCGGGGCGUAUUUUCUGCAGAGGUUCAAGAAGCAAUAACAUCCUCAAAGAAUUAGAAGCUAAAAAUGCCYCGGUCGUUUUUGGUACGAUUCAAGAGCUCAAGCUCGAGCGAAAUAGACGAAAAUACUAAAACAGCUCCAAAAGACAAAGAUAGAAGAAAGUUUCCAAGCCUUGAAGAAAMAGUUCCAAAUGCAAACACGAUCGAUACAAGACGUAUCACGUCCAACCAAAUCUUUGCCAAGAUUCCCUAUUCAGACGAUUCAACUCAAGAUUCUGAUUCGCUUUAUCAACACGGCAAACACGAAAACAAAACUACCAAUGAUUAUAAUGAGAGUUCUGAAUCAGAAGAAUCAAACACUGAUCAAUCAGAACUGGUUCACGCAGAAGAAGAAGAAGAAGAUAUUCCAAAAAUUUCCGAAACUUCUUUCAAGUAAGAGGGAUAAUACCAGCAUCAAUUUGGCCCUACCCUCAAAUCAACCAACCUGAUCCAGAAUCCUUCU